AUGUUGAAAAUCCUCUCUCGCCCACGGCCAGCUUAUGUCCACGGCCCACUUACGUCCACGGCCCGCUUACGUCCACGGCCCGCUUACGUCCACGGCCCGCUUACGUCUACGGCCAGCUUAUGUCCACGGCCCGCUUACGUCCACGGCCCACUUUCGUCUACGGCCCGCUUACGUCCACGGCCCGCUUACGUCUCUACAGCCCGCUUACGUCCACGGGCCCGCUUACGUCCACGGCCCACUUACGCCUACGGCCCACUUACGUCCACGGCCCGCUUACGUCCACGGCCCGCUUACGUCCACGGCCCGCUUACGUCUACGGCCAGCUUAUGUCCACGGCCCGCUUACGUCCACGGCCCACUUUCGUCUACGGCCCGCUUACGUCCACGGCCCGCUUACGUCUACGGCGGCCAAGUUUACUUAGGUCUCGUUCUCCGUCACUAA
Homarus americanus (American lobster) is the source of this 441-nucleotide messenger RNA. RefSeq lists its product as uncharacterized. Lineage: Eukaryota; Metazoa; Arthropoda; Malacostraca; Decapoda; Nephropidae. The transcript has a single exon. Bases 1 to 441 code for a protein of 146 amino acids. The record is from RefSeq and is a predicted model, not a curated record.